Molecule: messenger RNA, 1407 nt
Organism: Fusarium keratoplasticum
Lineage: Eukaryota; Fungi; Ascomycota; Sordariomycetes; Hypocreales; Nectriaceae
Exons: 2
Coding region: 1-1407 (468 amino acids)
Biological process (GO): positive regulation of transcription by RNA polymerase II
Cellular component (GO): nucleus
Molecular function (GO): DNA-binding transcription factor activity, RNA polymerase II-specific; transcription cis-regulatory region binding; zinc ion binding
Source: RefSeq, a predicted model, not a curated record
AUGAAGAGACAACGGCCGGCGCUUAACCAAGUGUCAGGCUGCUACAAAUGCGAAAGACGGCGAAUCCUGUGUGAUCGUGCAUUGCCGAGCUGCCUUAAAUGCACGAAAAAGGGCUUGGUCUGCCCGGGGUACGGUCAACGGCUGCGAUGGGCCGGCGGCGCUGCUAUCCGUGGCCGUCUUGCCCAAGCCGAGGAGACGAUCGCCGAUGAUGCAGGAUCUUUAUCUACAACGGCUGGGAAUGAAAUCUGGGCCAGCGCAUCCUCGUUUCACUCGAUCAGCAAGAAGACACUACACAAGCUCAUCGAUCACUGGGAUAAGCAAAUAGCACCCCUGAUGGUCUGGGUUGACUCGGAUGAAAACCCUUAUCGACGAUAUGUCACCCCAAUGGCAUACAGACAUCCUGUCGUCGGGCUAGCUAUGGCUGCCGUCUCCUCUCAGCACGCUUCCAUCUCGCUUGAAGAUGACAGUUUUUCUGAAAAGGCCCGUAAUGAGGCCAUUGGUAUGAUAUCGGCCUACGUUAAAAAUAUUACCACUCAUGUCAUGAGUGGACGUGAGCUUGGUAACCAACUGGACGAACGGGCCGUCGAAUGGGUCUUGGCGGCCAUGCUCCUGCUUUCAUGCUACGAAAUGGCAGACUCUGGUUCUGCGGCGGCAGACUUUCAUCGACGAGCUGCGAGGUCACUCGUGAAUACGUUCGAGACGACAGGUCGUGGUGAGAGCUUGUUGCUCAACUUCCUGAGGAAUCAAUUGUCUGUACACGACAUCUUUGCCUGUACGACAUCGUUUGACCUGUCUUCGAUGCAGCAAGUGAUUCUUCCACGUACAGCGGACGACUCAAUACUAUUCUCAACUUAUCUCAGGUAUUUGCACGACGUCACGCUGCUUUCCCGUCAGUUCGAGCCUUCGACUGCUCGACUGGCCCGGCUGGGGUUAACUUUUAGCCAUCUUCGGACACAGUUUGAGGUCGCCCGGGGAGAGACACUCAUGACAGCGGGCCGUCUCGCUCUGCAGCCUGCUUCCCGACGUCGAAAUUUUAUCUGUGUUGUGAACAUUCACUACUACGCCGCUCUACUAUACUCUGCAAGGUGCCUGGAGAUACGCAUCGAAGAGCAACGGAAGGAGUUGAUAGAUGGCUUGUUCGAUCAAAUUGCAGCAAUGGGCGCCAUUGACGAGUGGCUGCACUGUCUCCCAUGGUCGCUCUUCAUUGCUGGAGUGGAGAGCCACGAAGAUGAUGCCAGGCAAGGGAUUAUCUCAGAUCUAUACAGUCGGAUAUGCCGCAUAAUGCGAUUCAAGAACUUCUGGGACGUCGCGCAGUUCUUGCAGGUAUUCUGGGCAGCUGACGAACGAGACUGGCGAGACUUGGCUCGGAAGUGGGAAUUAUCAGGACAGCCAGUGUUGCUACCCUGA